GCGCCGCGACCUGCGCCUGCGCAGCCUACUCCGAGUAACAUCAGUUGCUUUCAGACCACCGUGAAGGGUUGACGUGUUUUGUGUCCCAUUUUUAAAAUUCGAAUUUUUCAAUUACGCGAUCGUGUGUGUAAAUAAUUUUUCAAGUUGAUUGUGUUCCCCGAUCGAAGAGGUUCAGCAAAUCCGAGUGGUAGUCAAUAAAAUGCGGCCAAGCCUCUCAUGACAGUCGGAAGUAACCACGCGAGCGGACGCAACAUGGCGCUCUCUAACAACUCCAUCACGAACACUUACCACCGACUGUUCGUAGAGUUAGCUGAUCCUCGGACCAAUGAUUGGUUCCUCAUCAAGAGUCCUAUACCGGGACUGACAAUAAUAGGCCUGUACCUGUACUUCACGCUGAAAUGGGGUCCGCGGUACAUGGCUGAUAAGAAACCCUUCCAACUGCAGAAGACGUUGGUGAUCUACAACUUCAUACAAGUUAUAGCAAGUUGCUGGUUGUUUUACGAGGGCCUCGACGCUGGAUGGUUGAGGACUUACAGUUGGAAAUGUCAGCCAGUCGACUUUUCCUCGACGCCUGAAGCUAUGAGGGUAGCACGAGGCGUAUAUAUCUACUUCUUGGCGAAAAUGUCCGAACUACUAGACACUGUCUUCUUCGUGAUAAGAAAGAAGGAACGCCAGAUAACGUUCCUGCAUUUGUACCACCACACCGUUAUGCCGAUGAUAUCGUGGGGUGCAACGAAAUACUACCCCGGAGGUCAUGGAACUCUCAUAGGAGUGAUAAACUCCUUUGUGCAUAUAGUGAUGUACACUUACUACAUGUUGGCUGCCAUGGGGCCGCAAUACCAAAGGUUCUUGUUCUGGAAACGUUACAUCACUACUCUGCAAAUGCUCCAGUUCUGCAUCACCUUCCUCCACUCCUCUCAACUUCUCUUCUACGAGUGCGGCUAUCCGCGCUGGUCUGUCGUCUUCACUCUACCCAACUCAAUCUUCUUCUAUUAUCUUUUCUAUGACUUCUACUAUAAGGCUUAUGGAAGACCUGAGAAAAAAAGUAAAGACAAAAAAGCUAGUGGAAGCAUACAAAACGGUUUACAAAAUGGAUCCAUAUCAACUGGGAAGAAAAUUGACUAGAUAACUUUGUAUGUUUUAUUAUACAAUGUAAAUAUAGUUGUACAACACUAGGUACUAGCAAUGAGCAUGUAUAUAAUUUCAUUGAAUUAUGUUACUAAUAUUGUAUUUUUAUAAAUACUCGUAUAUUUUUUUUUAGAAAUAUGCAUUAUAUCCAAAAUAAUUUAACCGAUAAUUAACGCGAACAAUAUGAGGAUUCUUCUUACUUUUUUCGAACGACGCGACGCGUGACGACGUUGAAAAUAAUAUUUAUAAUUUCCUCCUUUAAUAAUUACAGAGCAAAAUCUCAGAGCAGAGAAAUAAAUACAAAAUAAUACGAAUUAAAUUACAUAAUAAUACUCUGAUCGUAAGUCGUUUGCUAUUUUGGUCAGGCGGCCAGAUUUUAGGUAUCGUUAUCUUUUUUAGUUUUCAAUGUUGGCAAAAACUUAUUAUUAUGUUUGUAUAUUGUAUAUCUGUAAAAAUCUAUAUAUACAGAAGCCCAUUUUAGUCAAAGAACAGAAAAAAAUGUUACACGUAGUAGUUCCAAAUCUGAGUAACAUCUUGCUCAUAUUUUUCCGUGACUUGGCGAUAAAAUAACUUUCUUACAAGACUAAAGGUAAAAAUUACGUUUUGUAUUAUCAAGUAACGUCUGUAAGCCUUGAGAUCUACGAGUAACCUCAUCUUGGACCAUAAUAUCACACAUUAAUUUAUGAGUAAGAGAGGUCACCGAAUUGGAAAUUUUGGAUAUUAUGCAUAUCUCUUAAAAAAUAAUCUAGUACUCUAUUAAUACUUAAAGUAAAAUAGCAGAAUUGUCGGUGUUUUUAGAAGCUAGAAAAAGUAUUUACCAUACCAAAAAGGACAUUUUGUAAAAAUUGUAAUGUUAACAAAUUAGUUUUGUUUGUUUUUGUGAAAACAACAUUUGUGAUGAUUUUGAAAUUCUCUGAGUUACCUUUUCAUCCCAAAGUAAACAAAUGCCUUUGGUAGAUUAUUAUACAAGAAUCACGCUUAGUUUGAAGUAUGAAAAGAAGGUAGAGGUCUUUAUUUUUUAUUCGUGAAAUAUGAAAAGUCCAUAUCAAAGGAAAUUUGUUUCAAACAGAUUAAAAAGACCUUUUUAAAUUUUUUAACAUAAAUGUAUAUAAAAAUAUCUUUUUUAAUCGAAAAAUAAAUAGAUUUUCUAUCACAAAAGUACGGACAAUCCAUAAAUCUAAUUAUAUAACACAAGAUUUUUAAUUGUAAACUAAAGAAAAUUAGUCGAUGUUUUUACUUUUUAACCGAAUUCAAUAAAUGUAAGACGUUCUCAAUUCAUCGUGAAUGGUUUUAUACAAAGAAUGGUCGAUCGAUGUACAAUCUUUCAAUAUCAAUUUAUGUUUUUAUAGAAUGUGAAUGAAUGACAGAUACAUACGUCAUCAUCAAUACCUACAUAUAAAUAUAAUUUGAAGUGUCUGUAUAUGAUGUCUAAAUAACUGAGUUUUUUUUAAGUGUAUUAUCGCGGGAUUUUUGUACAACUAAAUUUUACGUGGACGAAGUCGUGGGCGACCGCUAUUAGAAAUAUAAUUAAGGAUCAAACGAACUUACCUGGAAGUGAAGUUCGAUCAUAAUUAUAUGAUCAGCUCACUCGACCCGAUUUAAGUUAACAUAUUGUAGUAUACACCUAUGCUUCAGCCUAUGACACAGUUUUUUUAAAGAUAUUAGGAACGUUUUUAAAUAUCACCAUGGCAACUCGAACAUCACUCCUGCACGGCCCGAGGUCGCCAUUUUCAUUCUGUAUUUCUGUGUCCAAGCCUAGACACACUUAUACAAACAAUCGUAGAAAUAUUAGAAUUUAUAUAAUAGUCAAGUUUGGUUACCAUUAAAAUAAUAAAUAUUUUUUAAGAAUGUAAUAAAGUAAGUACUAAAUAAUGAACUACGUUUGAUAAGGAGUUCAUUUGGUUAUACAUAUUUACCUAUCAAUAUAAAUAAUAUGAAGGGCGCUUAGGAAGAAAUAAGACUAAGAAAAUUUUUGUGAUAAAUAAUUUUCCUUAGUCUUCUAUAUAAAUUAAGUUAGUUUUAAAGCUAUAGUUAUUUGGGUAGGCCAAGUAACUUGUGUAUAUAGUUAUAACAAUUUAUACAGACUUAGUUUAAAAGUAAAUAUAUUGUUUCUAUGUAUGCGAUAUUGGAAUAUUGGCCAAAUAGAUCAUCAGAUCAAAACAUUGGCAAAGUUGAUGAAUUUUACAUAGUGGUUAUAUUUGUAUAAACAAAUUAAACGAUUUUUUUUACUG
Molecule: messenger RNA, 3359 nt
Organism: Bicyclus anynana (squinting bush brown)
Lineage: Eukaryota; Metazoa; Arthropoda; Insecta; Lepidoptera; Nymphalidae
Product: elongation of very long chain fatty acids protein AAEL008004
Exons: 6
Coding region: 217-1125 (302 amino acids)
Biological process (GO): fatty acid elongation, polyunsaturated fatty acid; very long-chain fatty acid biosynthetic process; fatty acid elongation, monounsaturated fatty acid
Cellular component (GO): endoplasmic reticulum membrane
Molecular function (GO): fatty acid elongase activity
Source: RefSeq, a predicted model, not a curated record